Messenger RNA from Physella acuta, 3121 nucleotides. Its product is annotated as syntenin-1. NCBI's taxonomy places the organism in Eukaryota, Metazoa, Mollusca, Gastropoda, Physidae. The record is from RefSeq and is a predicted model, not a curated record. Gene Ontology annotation, molecular function: protein binding. Gene Ontology annotation, cellular component: cytoplasm; plasma membrane.
AGGUGAUGUCAAAACCAUAUGACCGGUGACGUCAUGUGACAAAUUGUGUUUAAGCAAUCUAAAAAUAGACCCGAAGCGACUGACAGAAAGUGACUAAUAUUUUAAGCUACAAAAUCGAGGUAUAUAAAAGGAUUUUAACACACAGUAAUCAAUAACUAAACUCAAAAUGUCAAGACUGUAUCCUACCCUUGAAGAUAUGCGUGUCGAUCAGAUGCAGACGGCACAAAUUAAUCAUGAAAGAGCCAUCACAGGUGGAAAUGCACCAGAAGCUUUACAGUACCCCCAGCCACCAAGUUAUGGUGGGUCAGCUCCAUCAACACCAGUAGGAAAUGCCCUCUACCCAUCCCUCACAGACUACAUGGGGCUUCAGAUAACACCACAGAUGAUGCAGGAAAUGCAAGUUGUACCAUCUCAGGGCUUGCAAGUUGGCAUCAGACAAACUCAAUCUGGACAGACACAGAUUGCACCAAUCACAGGAAAUAAUUUGGCACUAGCCAGAGCUGAAAUAAAAUCUGGAAUCAGAGAAGUGGUGUUUUGCAAAAAUCAAGAUGGCAAGUUGGGUCUGCGUAUCAGACAUGUAAACAACGGUCUUUUUGUAGCCUUUGUCCAAGCUGGGUUUCCAGCAGCUCUAGCUGGAUUAAGAUUUGGUGACCAGAUCCUGCAGAUUAAUGGGAAGACAGUUGCAGGCUGGGACAAUGACAAAGCACAUAAUUUCCUGAAGAAAGCUGAUGCCCAGAGAAUUGAAAUGGCUGUUAGAGAUAGGCCUUUUGAACGUACAAUUACAAUGCAAAAAGACAGCAAUGGAUUUGUUGGUUUUGUUUUCAAGGACGGUCGCAUUAAAUCAUUAGUCAAAGACUCCUCUGCAGCUCGCAAUGGGCUUUUAACUGACCAUCAGUUGAUUGAAAUUGGAGGCCAAAAUGUUGUUGGGUUAAAGGACAAAGAAAUUGGUGAAAUUAUUGAUGCAUCAGGAAGAACUAUCACUGUCACAGUUAUGCCUUGCUUUAUUUAUGAUCACAUCAUUAAGUGUAUGGGCAACAGUAUUGUUAAAAAACUGAUGGAUCACUCCAUUCCUGAUCUUUAAACAAGAUAAUGAACUUCGACGACCGCAAUUAACUAACAAGUGCAUAAUGGACUAAAACACACAUACCAUUUGAAUAAUUUUUUUUUCAAUUAAGGUUUUUUGGGUUUCCUUUAAUAAGGAAUUAUAAACAUUAAUUAAAAAUACUUCUAAUGCCUUGUCCAUGAAAAUAUGUCUAUGAAAAGUGUUUCUAAUUUAAGUCAGAUAGUUGUGCCAUAAGAAAAACAAAAGGUGAUAAAAACAUAACAUCACAAUCUUAUUUAUUAACAAGAAAAUUUCUGUGUACCAGCAUUUCACAUUUUCAGCAAAAAGUAAAUAUUUUUCUAUUAUUCAAUGAAACUGUUUUUUAACUUCAUUAUAUUGUGAAAUUUAAAUGUUCAAUUCAUGUAGGUUAGUGGGGGAUUUGUUAUACUGCUUUAAACUUGCUUUAUUUUCCUGUUCUUCUUACUUAGUGAGCUUAACUGUAGACUGCACAUAUUGUCAUCAUCCUUGUAUUUGAAAACAACUUGCGAAUAUCAGAAAUUUCCUAUGAUUUUUGUAAUAUAUGUUCAUUAUAUUUACUUUUUUUGUGUACAUAUUUAAAUAUUGUUGUAAAUAAAAAUUUUAAUGUUGUUCAAUGUUUAAAAAACGCAUUUUACUUUAUUCAAAGUAACCCUUACGAUACAAUUUGGAAAUAAAUUUUAACAUGUUUGCACUAGUUUUACAUUUUGACUUGUUUUAGUAAUCCAUUUUCUUAGGAAUAAAAAGUAAAAAAUGGUUUUGUGAAUUGUACUAAAGCCAAUAUGUGACUAUCAACCUCCUAUAUAGUGUUGAAUAUUGAUUAACUUGCAAUGGAUCCUUAUGAUGCAGGGUAAAAUUCAAAGGGUUAAAUUUUAAGCAUGAAAAAAAAAUUGCUUAUACAUUACUAAUAGCAGGUAUGGCUAAUUUAGACCACUUAGAUUUUCAUGUAAUAAUUCUUAAUUGAAAUUCACAAUGCCUAAGGAUUAUAAAAAUUUAUACUUUGAGAUAGUAAAACUUUUUCCCAGAAGUAAUAAAUGUCGUUAAUAUAUCAAUAUAUAAAAAUAGUCUUUUUGUACAUAAAAUUUAAUUUUUAAAUGUAUUCUUUCUUAAUUGAAAAAAUAAUUGUCUGAAGGAGAUGUAUUAGGCAGCUAUCUCUCUAAUUCUUACUACUAAACAGUUUUUGAAGUAAAGAUAAAUCAUUACAUUUCACUAUGUUUUUGCUAAAAUAAUCGUGAAACAACUUUAGUCCCUAAAGUUUUAGUUAGGUAAUCAACAUUAAAAAGUUGUGAUUUUUGUUUUAUAUUUUAUUCAAUUUUCUUUUGAAGCUUUUAUUUACCAAUUAUGAAAAAUAUACUUCUGUAUGUGAACUUCUAUACCCGAUUAGCUGAGUUUUAAAAAUAUUUGCUGUAAUUCUUUUAAUAAAUAGUCACACAAUAUUCAUACAGUGCACAAAUGCAGCAAGUCUAUUUAAAAAUGCUACCCAGUAAUAAAAUGGUUUGUCAAAUUAAAAUUGUCAAAAUUUCUUAUUCUGACCUUAAAUCUUUUUUGGCAUUUAUGUAUUCAAGAAAUAAUAAUUGUGACUGGCCUGUUUAACAUAAAACAGCAUUAUUUUUGUUGUUAAAAAUUGGUUUGACAGAAUUGAAUGGGAUGCCAUCCCAUUCUCCUAAUAUGAAGUAUCUGUGAUAAAAAUCCUUGUAGUCUGGUACAAUUUAAAACUAACAUUUUCUUAAAUCUGGUCCACACCUGGUAACAUAUUUCUAAUUUCAUCACCAUUUAACAUAUUUUUUGCAUUCAUAACCGAUUUAAAAUGAAAGUUUCAUUUUGUUUCAAGUGUUAUAAUUUCAGUACAUAUUUUAACAAUUUACAAUCUAAUUUUUUGUAUUGUCUUGAACUGUUUAGGUCACACUCAAAAAUCUAUACAAUAAUUCCAUGUCUGUUUCCUGUAGCUCUGUAGUGCAGUUUCUAGCUUCUAGUAUUAGUGAUUUUAGUUCUUUUGCUUUUUUGUUUAUGGAAAAAUAAAAGUAUUCAUCUCAGUUUCAGUAA